CUCAGCUGUUUCUGCCGCAGUCGCCGCCAUGGAGCCAGGGCAGCGAGAGGAAGAGGAGGAGGCGGAGGAUCAGCGGCUGCUCACGUCCAACCAGAAACUGAAGGCAGCCGUCCACUACACGGUGGGCUCGAUGUGUCAGGGAGCUGCAGAUGCCAAAGGGGUCAAGUUCACCAAGCCAGCCAUCGCGGCCAUUUCUGAGGUCACCUUUCGGCAGUGUGAACAUUUUGCCAAAGACCUUGAGAUGUUUGCCAGACACGCCAAAAGAAGCACAAUUAACAUGGAGGAUGUGAAGCUCUUAGCCAGGAGGAGCAGCUCACUGCUGAAUUACAUCACAGAGAAAAGCGAAGAGAUUUCUCAGGCCAACCAGGGACAAAAGGGUAAGAAGAAAAAGAAGGCAGAAGAAGGCAGCAAAAAAUCUAAUAAACAGGCGGUAACUGAGAUGGACAUUGACGAUUGAGACCGCGGCCACCGCUUGCCACCUCUGCACACUUUCUCCUCCAGCUGCUCUGGGUGGCCCUGGGGCCGACGGUGGACGACAACAGUGACCGCCAUCCCACAAGUUCUGUUCUUUAGCAAAGGGAUGAGGGGAUGAAUGGAGAGAAAACAGAUGCUGGUGGGAAUUUGGAGGCCAAAUAGCUGACUAAUAAUUCUAAUACCUGAGAAAGCUGGAAAUGCUUAAGUGUGGUAUUCUGGUGCCUUUAUUGGAACGCUAAGAAAGGAGGGUUGGAGCAGGGUGCAUUUAAAUUAUUAUUUC
Molecule: messenger RNA, 754 nt
Organism: Dromiciops gliroides (monito del monte)
Lineage: Eukaryota; Metazoa; Chordata; Mammalia; Microbiotheria; Microbiotheriidae
Gene: CENPS
Product: centromere protein S
Exons: 5
Coding region: 29-457 (142 amino acids)
Biological process (GO): replication fork processing; resolution of meiotic recombination intermediates
Cellular component (GO): Fanconi anaemia nuclear complex; FANCM-MHF complex
Molecular function (GO): protein heterodimerization activity; chromatin binding
Source: RefSeq, a predicted model, not a curated record